This is a messenger RNA of Camelina sativa (false flax), 1559 nucleotides long. RefSeq names its product UV-B-induced protein At3g17800, chloroplastic-like. The record is from RefSeq and is a predicted model, not a curated record. NCBI's taxonomy places the organism in Eukaryota, Viridiplantae, Streptophyta, Magnoliopsida, Brassicales, Brassicaceae.
CCCGUCUCUCAUCAUUUUUGUCAAAGAACUAAACCAACCAAACAAAGUCUGUUUACCAGUAAUAUCAAUCGAUCGCCAUUUUUUACUACUUUUCUCUCUCUCAAAGCUCUUCUAGAGUUUCUUUUUAUCUCCGACGGUCCGACCAAACUUAAACCUUCUCUUCUUUUCUACUCUCAGAGAUAAGAUAUGGAUGCCGUGACGGCGAGUUUGGUUCGCUCUCCCGUCUUACCACCUAGAACUUCCGACAACGGUUCUGGAUCUAUGUUCCUUACCGCCAGUGGCCCUGGGUUCACGCGUUCUGGUUCAAGACUUCGACUUCGUUUCAGGCAAAACGCGUUGCAAAGCUUAACAACGACUGCUAAAACUCGGAGAAAUUUUGUGGUUAGAGCUUCUUCAGCGUCUAGUGAUGCUUCCUCUGGUGCUUCACCCAAACCGAUCGCACCGCUUCAGCUGGAGUCGCCUGCUGGUCAGUUUCUGUCUCAGAUUUUGUUGAGCCAUCCUCAUCUUGUGCCUGCAGCUGUUGAACAGCAGCUUGAGCAGCUCCAAACUGAUCGGGACUCUGAGGGACAGAACAAAGAUGCUUCUUCCGUUCCUGGAACCGACAUCGUUCUUUACAGGAGGAUUGCAGAGUUGAAGGAAAACGAGAGAAGAAGGACGUUGGAAGAGAUUUUGUACGCAUUGGUGGUUCAAAAGUUCAUGGAAGCUAACGUAUCACUUGUACCAUCAGUAAGCCCAUCUUCUGGUCCGUCUGGUCGUGUUGAUACUUGGCCGACCAAAGUAGAUAAACUUGAGCAACUUCACUCUCCCGAGAUGUACGAGAUGAUUCACAACCAUCUAGCACUGAUUCUUGGAAGCAGAAUGGGUGAUCUGGCCUCUGUUGCACAGAUAAGCAAGCUCAGAGUUGGACAAGUUUAUGCUGCUUCUGUCAUGUAUGGAUAUUUCUUGAAGAGGGUGGACCAAAGGUUUCAGCUUGAGAAAACCAUGAAGAUUCUUCCAGGUGGGUUGGAUGAUAAUAAAACAAGCGUUGAUCAAACAGAGCGGCCUUCGGCUGUAUCGUCUCACCCAGAGGUUGGUGCAUUUGCGGGCGGAGUUAGCGCUAAGGGCUUUGGCAGCGAGAUUAAACCAUCCCGGUUAAGGUCAUACGUGAUGUCGUUUGAUGCAGAGACGCUUCAGAGAUACGCCACUAUAAGAUCAAGAGAAGCAGUUCGGAUCAUUGAGAAGCACACAGAGGCGUUGUUUGGUAAGCCUGAUAUCGUAUUAACACCGGAAGGCACGGUGGAUUCAUCCAAGGACGAACAGAUAAAUAUCAGCUUUGGUGGGAUGAAGAGGCUCGUCUUGGAGGCUGUGACUUUCGGAUCGUUCCUCUGGGACGUAGAGAGCCAUGUGGAUGCAAGGUACCACUUUGUAUUGAACUAGAAAAUGGUCUGUAAUGCAAUAGACUGUAAUGCAAUAGACUAACUUAUGUAACAUAAAAAGAAACCCAUUAAGGGUAUCAUUACAGUUGUAUCAAAAUCCGAGAUAAAAUAUCGUACAUUUAUAUGAUAUUGUGAUGGGAUAAA